ACUAAAAAGAGAAUCCCAAAUUCAUUUGUGCAACCGUCGCUGCUCCGGCCUCCGAUACUCCAGCUGACCUAGCCGCUCCUCCUCCUACUCCGCCGCCUCUACCGACGGUGUCUUCAUUUGUGCAACGUUCGUUGCUACUUUCUUCGCCGCCUCCCUUCUGGCUUAAGAACGAACUAGCCUUCUAGUUGACACUUGACACUGCUUGUUCUUGUGUAUUGCCAUUAUAAUUUAUCAUCUGCCCUCACCCUUAAGAAUGAAGAUAAAAGAAGCUAAUGCCGGUGCACUUACCAAUUUUGAAGUACUUGACUUUCUUCGAUCUCGAGGGGCGUCAAAGGAUCCGACAAGAGUUAUUGUCUCAAUAGCACCAUCAGAGUUUAAGGUUUAUGAUUAUUUACUGGAGAGCCCCGUUUGCAAUCAAACAAAAGAACAAGUCAACGAGUUCUUGACAAGGUGUAAAAGUUAUAAACUUGCAAAAGCUGAGGUGCUCAAUAUCAUCAAUCUGAGACCAUCUGCAUUAGUUGAAAUUGACCCGAUAAUAGAGGAAUCUGAGAAGCGAUUUGGGGAAAAACUAGAAGAGCUGGUUAGUUUGGUGGUAGAGGUAUUGCCGGAGCCUCCUAAACAAAAUGUCCCUGAAGAAGAAAACAACGAGGCUAAAGAAGACACCGUGGAUGAAAAAGGCACGGACGAGGAUAAAACGGAAACCACAAACCUUGAACAGAUGGACGAGGAUCAAACUGAACAAAAUGAAGAUGGUAAUCGAAUGGAGGUUAGUUAAAUGCCCUCUAUGGCCUGUUAAUUCCAGUGCCAAUGGUGCUCCUGGUUUGCUCAUCUUAUGAACUGAAGUUCAUACAUUUGGAAACCUCUGUAGCCUUGCUGGAAUCAUCCCAGGAUGAUGUAAAAUUAAAUUCUAUUACUAUAUGAUGCAUUUAUCUAUAUGGUGCAAGGUUUUUUGGGACAUUUUUAGUUUGGGGUUUAUGUAUUAGGGUUUAAGACAAUUAUUUCAACUAUUAAUGAAGGGUAAGGAG
Hibiscus syriacus is the source of this 1025-nucleotide messenger RNA. Its product is annotated as DNA-directed RNA polymerase III subunit RPC9-like. The coding region runs from base 254 to 775 and encodes 173 amino acids. The record is from RefSeq and is a predicted model, not a curated record. The transcript is spliced from 5 exons. Gene Ontology annotation, biological process: transcription initiation at RNA polymerase III promoter. Lineage: Eukaryota; Viridiplantae; Streptophyta; Magnoliopsida; Malvales; Malvaceae. Gene Ontology annotation, cellular component: RNA polymerase III complex. Gene Ontology annotation, molecular function: nucleotide binding.